AUGGUUAUCAACCCGAAGAUGCCCCAGCUUGUCUGGAAUCCUCUACCGAGUGACGACGUCUUUACGUCUAGGUCUCACUUUCGCUGCCAAUGUGAAGAGAAACCCCUGGAAGCGUUCCUUCGUCUAGAAUUUAUUAAUUGUCCCCACGAGAUAGGCAAGCUCUGGAACCGCCUGGUGUGCCAACGACUAUUGAAGCAGGCAAUGGAUGAACAAAGCUGGUUCCCAAAUAUGGGCGUGGAUAGUGGGGAUGAAGCUUCUUACAUGCCCGAGGUCCUUUAUAGCGAUUUUCCACCCAUUGAUACGAGUACUCCAUAUACUGGAACUCAAACGACAGCCGCUGGUGUCUCAGGCGUAAAUGCCGGAAGAGAGUUCGACCCGAGUCAUCCCCAACGCAACAAAGGACCCGUUGGAAACGAACCAAUGCAUCUACCAAGCCUCCGCACGACAAACGCUUACCCUCGAGACUUCGGGGCCAACUACGACGGGCGGCAAUUUUCCGCGCAGACGUGCGACAUGACUGGCCGUCAUCAAACGGCAAACUAUCUCGACUACCCAGAUGGCCUACCCAGUACCGACUGGCCCUCUAACAUCCCCGUCUUUGGGGAACCUUUAGAAGGCACACAAGUCAGCUCUAGCAGCUUCUCCUCUUCGGCUCCAUCCUCGGCAACUUCUGAAGCUAUGGCUGCGAUGACCCUCGAUCCCAUGGCGGUACAUAGCAGCACAGCUGGACAUCUACAAGCCAACAGUCCUGUUGCCGGCCCGGAAAAUCAUGUAAAUGCUUGGACAUCGUCGAGCUAUCCUUCGACUAUCUCCCCCAAGAUGCUGCGAAUCAACCCAUCACCAACACCAGCGUCCUCAUCAGAGUCAGUCCACAAUAGUAUGCUUGCUGGCGGUGACUUGGAUCUCAGCACCUCCACAUAUGAACACCAGCACCCCCGCAGCCCGUUCCAGUCGCAGCGGCAGAGCCAGAAGCCACGGAAAGAACUUCCAAGUAAACCAGCGAGAUCACGGCUGGGACCAAUAGCAUCAUCAUCCGGGUCGCCGUCGUCUUCAAAAGGCAAGAGGCCAGCUUUGCCCCAACUCUCUGCCGAUCCCGAGCAAUCGCCAUCCAAAAUACGGACUACCCAACUAAAACAGGAGCACCAGGACGCCGCAGCCCAAGGAAGCGAAGGCUCGCUAGCUCGUGGGCGCACCACCAGAGUCGUCGAGAGAGUACGGACAGCUAAGGACGACUUCCUAGUCCGGUCAAAGCUGGCAGGCAAGACGUACCGCGAGAUCCGGCUCGAGGGGAACUUCACCGAGGCGGAGUCGACGCUGCGAGGACGGUUCCGGACGCUGACGAAGGACAAGGAGGCGCGUGUGAGAAAGCCGGAGUGGCAAGACAACGAUAUACGUCUACUGAAGAAAGCCGUCCGCAAGCUAGGUAAGGGCAACGAUAUGAUACCGUCCAAGGCCCCCUGGGGCCAGGUGGCUGAAUACAUUAUGGAUCAUGGCGGCUCGUAUCAGUUCGGCGGCGCUACUUGCCAUAGGAAGUGGAAGGAAUUGGUGGAUGAGGGUAAGGCGGGAUGGAAAUGA
Messenger RNA from Daldinia childiae, 1575 nucleotides. RefSeq lists its product as uncharacterized. The coding region runs from base 1 to 1575 and encodes 524 amino acids. The transcript is spliced from 3 exons. Lineage: Eukaryota; Fungi; Ascomycota; Sordariomycetes; Xylariales; Hypoxylaceae. The record is from RefSeq and is a predicted model, not a curated record.